UAAAAUUCAUAGCAAUUUUGUCCACAACAUUCAACAUUCUUUUAGGAAAUAAACGUUCAACAUUUAUCAACCUUAACCGCAAUUAACUUCACAUAUAAACCCAUGUCAUCUCCUCCCAUCAUCACUUCUUCUUCAUUUUCAUCAUCCAACCCAUUUUCUAGCCUUCCAGAAGAUGUGAUUAGGGCCCACAUAUUCCCUCGUUUAGACGGGUGUAGCUUAGCUUCUGUAGGUUGCGUCACACCGGAACUCCACUCUCUUUCUUCUGACCACCAACUUUGGUCCCACAUAUGUCACUCUAAAUGGCCAUCUACAACUACUUCAACUCUAACUCAUCUCAUUUCUUCCUUCAAAGGUGGGUCCCGCUCUUUCUUUUCUUUAUCUACUCUCCCUCCUAAUCACAACAUUCCAUCUCCAUCACCAUCGUUAUCCGCUCUUCCUGAUCAAAUAAUCUCAGCCGUUGAUAUAUUCUACCGUGGAAAAUGCAUCUUCAGUAAAGUUCAAGCGACAGAAACGGUGAGUGGGUGGUUCAAGUGUUCUCCCUUUCGAAUUGACUUGGUGGGUCCCAAAGAAGCUGUCCCUACACCAAUCAGUAGGCCUAGCCAUGAAGAUACGUGUCAGAAUCUCUAUGCUGACCUGGAGCUGAGCUGGAUUGUUGUGGACCCUACUGGUCAUAAGGCGGUCAACGUGUCAAGCUUACUACCUGUAUCGGUGGAACGACACUGGCUAAGUGGGGAAGUGCACAUACUGUACGCAACCGUAGUUUGUGGUCAUGUCACGUGCAGUGUGGAGGUCACGUGCGUAGGAGGAGGUCCUGGUGGCCUCGUGUUACACGUGACUGAAGCUUGUCUGAAAAUGGAGGAUAUAGAUGGAGCCCACUUGAAUGGGAGGGACAGUUUGGUAGUUUUACAACGAGUAUUGGAGGGUAAAAGAGGAAAUUUGUGUAGUGAAAAUAGAAAAAUGGGGAAAGUGGAAGAAGGAAGAAAAAAAUAUUUGGAAUUUUUGGAAAGAAGAAAAGAGAGAAGAGAAAAGAUAUUGAGAAGAGAAGGAAGGUUAGAUAAUUUGUGUGUUAUGAUUGGGAGUUUUCUUUUUGUGGGUCUUUUUUAUUUGCUGUGUUUUUAUUGAAGAUAGUUUUACAAAAAGGAAAUAUUUUGAAGAAAUAUAGAAAAUUGAAUUUAGAUUUUAGACAGAUUUAAUCAUGAAAAAAACAUGAUUAUUUCUUACUUUUCAAAUAUGUAUCAUUUUCUGUUACCCGAAUGUAUAAAAGAAAUAUAUACUGAAAAUAUAAGAAGUGAAAAAUAAAAAUAGAAUCACGAUUGCUAGAAAAUUUGGCAAUUUAUUUCAUUGUUGAUGAACUUUUAGUUUGUACAAAAAAUUUCCCGCCUUUUUGUUUGCUUUUUUUUUUUUUUUUAUAUAAAUUUACCUAAAAUAAUUUAUCUUACUCACAAGUUUUCUGGAAUAAUUUCAACUCUCCAAGUUUUUUUGCAAUAAUUUCAACUCUCAAUUAGCCAUAGAUAAUACCAUUUAUUAUUUCACUUAACCCUGUUGUUUGGUUACCCACUAUCGAUUUUAGUUGGUAAUAAUAUUUUCUUUUCUUUUAUUUUUUAAUUUACCAUUAAACAUUCAACUACUUGCCAUUAAACAAAACCUCCCAAAUAACUUUUGAUCUUCUCUCUCUCCUGUAAACCCAUUCGAAUCCAUUCUCUUGUGAUAUCUUCCAUCUAAUCUCCAUCUCCUAUAAACAAUACCAUUGGAGCUCGCUGCAAUUCUCUCAUCUCCAAGCUACUUUAUGCAAUUCUCCUUUCCAAAUGGUAAGUUAAAUCUUAUAAAUUCUGCAAUUUUGUUUAUUGUCAAUUCAACCUAAUAAAAUUUUAUUUUUUUUAUUGAUUUGUUGUUCAUAGUUUCUUUGAUGAAGUUACUAUAAAAUGGUGGUAUGGUGGGGUAUUUAAGAAAAAUAGGGUUGGAUUAGAGCAUGUGGGUGGUAUGUGUAAAACAAUGAGUGUAGACCCAGAUAAAUUGUCUUGGUUUGAACUUAAAAGGAAUCGUUAAGCAAGAUGUGGGUUACAGGCCAUAUUUUGAUUACAUCUUGGGGUUUUCCUUGUAAUUGAACUCCUACUUGAAGAAGAAUGGGAAUAGGUGAUGCUCUUCAUGAAAGAAAAUAGGAAUGAGAUUGAUUCAAAAAAAACAUAAAAAUGUUCUUGAACUUGAAGAGGCUGUUGCUGUAUCCAUCAAUGGAGAUACUAAGCAUUGAAGAAGGUUGAUGACAACGGUCAUAUUUUGACCUACUGCAACCGAUAAACAAAACCCAAACAAUAAUACAGGUUAAGUGAAAUAAUAAAUAGGAUUAUUUAUAGUUAAUCAGUAAUUGAGAUUUUAUAGAAAAAUCGUAAAUAGGUUAAAUUAUUCUGUUUGAAACUUGGUCUUUGUGUUAUUAUGGAAGGCAUGUGAAUUAUGAAGUACAUUCGAACGCAAUUAGAGACUUCUAACUAUCUAAGUUUUGUAAAUGUGGGUCCAAAAUCCUAAUGUGGUGUUUCCUUGGCUGAAACUGAUUGUUUUAUAGGCUCAUUAUAAAGAACAUCUCAUACAAUAUCAAUCACAUUUUCGAAAAGUGUUUAAAUAGCAAAAAAAACUACUCUAUCUAGCUUUUUUGUUAGUUUUUGGCUUGUUAACCCACAUAUUCUCUAAUAAAUAACUAACAACCAAUACUCUUAAAUUUACCAAAAAUCUCCAUUAACAGCUAGUUUUUUCAACUAACUUAAAAACCACAAAAGCAGACAAUUUUUUCAGCUGAUUAAACAAGCCAAAAGGCAACAUCGAACAGCCAACA
Molecule: messenger RNA, 2824 nt
Organism: Amaranthus tricolor (Joseph's coat)
Lineage: Eukaryota; Viridiplantae; Streptophyta; Magnoliopsida; Caryophyllales; Amaranthaceae
Product: probable F-box protein At2g36090
Exons: 1
Coding region: 103-1122 (339 amino acids)
Molecular function (GO): protein binding
Source: RefSeq, a predicted model, not a curated record